GUCCAGUUUCAAUUAUGAAGAUCAAGUCGAUGCAAGAAAACAUGCUAAUCCUGCUUGCUCGAUGAUGAAGGAGAGUUCAAGAAACGUUGGACUGUCUUGGAUAGCAGCGUUGUGUUGCGUCGGCCUGCUGGACGUCGUCACAGCUGGAUGGAGCAACGGCAACUCACAAGAAUUUCAGAAUCAGUUCCCAGGAACGAGCCAAUGGAUCGACGGGUACGGCACGCAAGGAAGUCCUGUAACGUUCUGCCCUUGGAAGUGCAUUCCGUAUGAGCAGAACUACGAUGUUCAUGAAGAUGGUUCAGGGAUCUACAACAAGGGAUGGACUUCCCAGGGUUGGACGCAACAGCAGUAUGCUCCGGUCUCAUCGCAAGAGUCACAAGCAGGGUAUGUUCAAGCUUCCUUGGGGUUUGUGCAGGCUGGGGUGUCUACGUUCUGCAAGAAACCAUAUUCUGUCUGCGCUUAUCCAGAAGGAGACGUCCACGUUAUCAAUGCAAUGCAAGAGCUGCUCAGAAAGACUACAAAGGAGCAAUGUCAUAUUGCCAUGAAGAUGUUUCUUUGCACUCUUUACAAGCGAAGGUGCUUGACUGCCACAGACACAGAUCAAAAGUCAUCGACCUAUGGGAACAAUGCAAUCUAUCCCGUGUGUUGGAGCCUUUGCAUGAAUGCAUACACGACUUGCGACUUCGGGGCAGACAGCGCGAAUCUGAUAUGUGGGCAGUACAUCAAAUCAGGAUGGGUGCAGUAUUCAUACGAGGAAUCUUUGAAAACUUGUGACAACUCAGCUUCCAAAGCGAAUCUGAAUAUUCUUGUGAUGUUGCUCUUCCUUCUUGUGGUUUUUCAAAUAACUUAGGAAGUUGUUUAAAAAUGAGCUCGAAGCUCAAGUCGUGCGAAAUGCAUCGAAACGAAACUGAGCAGAAGACUGAGCAAGUAGAGGAUUAAGAAUACAAAUGCGAUCAUGAGUCUGAUGUCUCUUUCAACACAUGUGAUGGCACCGCUGGACACGAGUUGUUUUACAAUGGCUUGACUGGCUGCGUCGAUAGGAAGCGACCCGCCACAUGCUAGCUCGGUGACCAGCGUGGCGAUACAGGUCGUGCUCCACAUGGUGUAGAUCUCCAUCACCGUCAGAAUGACUCCGACCAGGCAGAUGACAGCAGUGAUGACAUCUAAGAGGAUGGAAGAGACUAUGCCAUACUUCCAAUCAAAGCACAAAUGAUGCGCUGGAUUCUCAUGGACAAGAACAUUCUUGGAAACACAGAACGUGUUCCUACCUAGGAAGAACAAAGCAGCAGAUAUCGCAAGAAUACCCUGCAUGAGCUGGAAGUAGUAGAUUGAUUUGUCCAUGAUGUUGAAUGUCAUGGUACCAGCUUUUGUCGCCACAUCGAUAGGAAGAAACCGUUGAGAAAACAUGUCAAACACGAUCCAGCUGCAGAAGGAGAUGAGUCCAACGAAGAAGUGCAGGGUAUGGUAUUUCUCGAGCUGCUUGGACGACGCCAUCUUCAGUCUAUCUCUUCAUGCUUCAGCCGCUCUCAUCCUCCAGCGUCUCCUCCACCUCUCCGCCUUUCCCCCGCCAUGUCUGUUGGCGCCAACCGCUGCCAGGACCUAGCAUGG
Guillardia theta CCMP2712 is the source of this 1608-nucleotide messenger RNA. RefSeq lists its product as hypothetical. The coding region runs from base 62 to 850 and encodes 262 amino acids. The transcript is spliced from 17 exons. The record is from RefSeq and is a predicted model, not a curated record. NCBI's taxonomy places the organism in Eukaryota, Cryptophyceae, Pyrenomonadales, Geminigeraceae. Gene Ontology annotation, molecular function: protein binding.